Molecule: messenger RNA, 582 nt
Organism: Melampsora larici-populina 98AG31
Lineage: Eukaryota; Fungi; Basidiomycota; Pucciniomycetes; Pucciniales; Melampsoraceae
Exons: 1
Coding region: 1-582 (193 amino acids)
Source: RefSeq, a predicted model, not a curated record
AUGGCACAAGCAAACUACACACCCAACGCUGGUCACGCACAACUCUUGAGGGAUCUCCAAAGUCUUCAAAGCAGACUUGACAAGGUGAUGACAGGUCCAAAUACUCCCAGAGCCAUAACUUCCGAAAUACAACAAACCCUUUCAAAAGAAGCAUUCAUUUUUGUCAUUCUAGGUUUAGAUUACAGUGAAGAAAACACAUCAGAACUAGUGGAUCAAGGGACAACAAGAAACAGUGACCUUGUUAAUCGCCUCCGCUCAAUCCCUGAAAUCCGCAACUUGGACUUAUCUGCAAUUUCUAGACUUCCCCCUCCCGGAUCACCAGCGUCGCGUGCAAUUUUGCUUUGGAGUCAUCUUUUAACUAUGUACUCUCAAGUAUUUCAAGCCCAGCCCAACUCAACGCAAGACCAAAGCCCACAAUGCGCACAUUGCCUCGAAAAGAUCCCCAUUGGCAAAAGAUACAUUCAGUUUCCUUGUCAUGUCUCCUCCAAGUUUCACGAGACCUGUUUCACCGAGAUGGCUGGUUUUACUUUGGCAGUUAAGUGUCCGGUUUGUCAUACCAUUCCCUUUGUACCUUCUCAGUGA